CCUGGUCCCAAGUCGCCCCCCGGGUGGCAGUUCCCGUUAACCUUAGCCACAAAGUCAAAGAUGGCAGGGUCAGGACCUGGUCUGCGCUGAUGCCUUGAGAGGCCUUCCGUGAUGGAGAGCAGCCUGGCUGGCAACAGCUCAGGAGACGCGCUAACGAUGAAGGUCAAGCAGGAGAAGACCGAAAGGCUUCUGCCCGCGCUGGCGCCACAGGACAAGGAAAACAUAUUCCAGCAGCCUCACGGCCUCCCGCCAUGCCAGGCCAUGGGGCGGCCUCGGGCACUGGGCACACAAGAGGAGACUGGGGGGUCUCGGUGGGCCUCCUCUGCUGACGCACAGGACGCACGGCUGGCCCCCCGGGUUCCCGGGACAGCCCCAGGCCCUCUGAGCCCUGCGCUCUCUGCCGGCGGUGGUCACUUCGUGUGUGUGGACUGCGGGAAGAGGUUCAGCUGGUGGUCGUCGCUGAAGAUCCACCAGCGCACCCACACCGGGGAGAAGCCAUACCUCUGCGGCAAGUGCGGCAAGAGCUUCAGCCAGAAGCCCAACCUGGUGCGCCACCAGCGGCACCACACGGGCGAGCGGCCCUUCUGCUGCCCCGAGUGCGCGAGGCGCUUCAGCCAGAAGCAGCACCUGCUCAAGCACCAGAAGACCCACUCCCGGCCCGCCACCCACGCGUGCCCCGAGUGCGAGCGCUGCUUCCGCCACCAGGUGGGCCUCCGCAUCCACCAGCGCUCUCACGCCCGCGACCAUCAGGGCGCGCGCGCCGGCCUGCACGAGAUGCUCCGGGACCCUGCGGCGCGCCGGACCCGUCGCUUGCGUCCGGGACCCCCGCGAGGGCGCCCCGAGUGGGCCUGGCUAGGGCUCUGCCAGGGCUGGUGGGGCCAGGCUGCGGCGCGGACCGCAGCCCGGGGCCGCUUGGAGCCCGGCGGGCAGCGGCAGUUCAUCUGCAACGAGUGCGGCAAGGGCUUCACCUGGUGGUCGUCGCUGAACAUCCACCAGCGCAUCCACACGGGCGAGCGGCCCUACGCGUGCCCCGAGUGCGGCCGCCGCUUCAGCCAGAAACCCAACCUCACGCGGCACCUGCGCAACCACACGGGCGAGCGGCCGCACCCGUGCCCGCACUGCGGCCGCGGCUUCCGCCAGAAGCAGCACCUGCUCAAGCACCUGCGCACGCACCUGCCCGCCGCGCACGCCGCGCGCUGCCCCAGCUGCGGCCAGAGCUGCCCCAGCCGCGCCGCGCUGCGGGCCCACCAACGCGCGCACGCCGCCGCCAACGCGCCCCGGCGCCCGGGGCCCGAGCGCCAAGGCUCCGAGUCCAGCUCCGAGCCGCACGCGGACACGCCCCGAGCUGUGGCAGCGCAGUCCCGCAGGGCCCAGGGAGCCAGGAGCGCACUGUGGGGCCGCGGGCGCGCCGGCCUGCCCGGGUCCGGCGAGCAGCGCCAGUUCAUCUGCAACGAGUGCGGCAAGAGCUUCUCCUGGUGGUCUGCGCUCACCAUCCACCAGCGCAUCCACACGGGCGAGCGGCCCUACGCGUGCCCCGAGUGCGGCCGCCGCUUCAGCCAGAAACCCAACCUCACCAGGCACCGGCGCAACCACACCGGCGAGCGGCCCUACCUGUGUGCCAUCUGUGGCCGCGGCUUCCGCCAGAAGCAGCAUCUGCUAAAACAUCAACGUGUGCACGGAGGGGCCCUGGAGCCCCGUCUGGACCCCGAGGAGGAGGCUCUGUAGUGCACCCCGUGGUGGAGAGGACUUUGCGCCAGGGAGCAGGGUGGCCAGGAAUGCUGGUCUCAGAGCUCCCAAGUGACAUCCUGUGACAUCCUGUCUCCUGGAGCCUCUGAGGCUGGAGAGCAGUAUCCCUGAAGCUUCCUUCAAGAACAGGGCCUAGGGGAAGUGAGAUCAAAACGCCGCACUCCUGGUACUUGGGUGCCUGUCAUGGGCACCAACCAGAGGUGAUUCCAGCCUCAGGCACUGAGCGAGGGGCUGUUGGGGGUCCCUAGUAGAGGCUCCUCUUGUGAAAUGGCCUGGGAUUGGGACUAACAUCGGGAUCAGUAACACGAACCUGCCGCACAGCCUGUAAGAUGGGCUAGGGGCUGGACCCUAAGGGAAAUUGGCGACAGACUCCGGGAUACCAAGAAUGGAGCAGAGAUGGUGGUUAGGAAGGGGCAAGCACCAAGGACAGUACCAACGCUCCGCAGCUAUCGGGAAGCACUGGGUGGUUUGAUGGUCCUUCUCCAACCCCGAUUGUUCCACUGAUCAGGGUGCUGGGUAUGGCGGGCUUCGCUCUAGAACUGGUGUGUGUGUGAGAGAGAGAGAGGGAGGGAGGGAAAUGGUUAGGGGCUAGUCUCCAUCAAGACUUGGCUGCUUGGGGAGAUGGCUGUGCCAACUCUGCAGCUUCUGCUUCUGUCCUCAGGUGGGUGAGUGGGAUUGUCAUAUGUCCUUAUCCGUCUUGAUGUUACAGAAGUGAAAAAUGAAGGACUUGAAUAUUUCA
Molecule: messenger RNA, 2485 nt
Organism: Jaculus jaculus (lesser Egyptian jerboa)
Lineage: Eukaryota; Metazoa; Chordata; Mammalia; Rodentia; Dipodidae
Gene: Znf775
Product: zinc finger protein 775
Exons: 3
Coding region: 112-1725 (537 amino acids)
Source: RefSeq, a predicted model, not a curated record